AUGGAGGAGGUGAUGGAGGAGGUGAUGGAGGAGGUGAUGGAGGAGGUGAUGGAGGAGGUGAUGGAGGAGGUGAUGGAGGAGGUGAUGCAGGAGGUGAUGGAGGAGGUGAUGGAGGAGGGGAACAAUUCAGAAGAGAGGGGUUGUGAAAAAAUGUCCCUGCCUCAGCAGGCGAGGCGGCGUGGGCACUGGGUCGUCCCACUCAGGGAACCAGGUCUCAAGAGGCCUCGGGACUCGUGCCUCCAGGCAGUGGGGGCAGUGACAAGACUAGAGGAGAACUGCUGCUUCACAGCCCCUCACAGAGACCGCUUCACAGCCCCUCACAGAGACCGCUUCACGGCCCCUCACAGAGACUGCUUCACAGACCCUCACAGAGACCGCUUCACAGACCCUCACAGAGACUGCUUCACAGACCCUCACAGAGACCGCUUCACAGACCCUCACAGAGACUGCUUCACAGACCCUCACAGAGACUGCUUCACAGACCCUCACAGAGACUGCUUCACAGACCCUCACAGAGACUGCUUCACAGCCCCUCACAGAGACUGCUUCACAGCCCCUCACAGAGACUGCUUCACAGCUCGGAGGGAAAGGAGGAAUUGGGCUGGGAGGCACCAGAAAGUUUGUAUUAGCUGUUUUUAG
Knipowitschia caucasica is the source of this 639-nucleotide messenger RNA. NCBI's taxonomy places the organism in Eukaryota, Metazoa, Chordata, Actinopteri, Gobiiformes, Gobiidae. The record is from the annotation of a GenBank genome assembly.